AUGUCCGCUGCACCGGAAGCGAAACGGGCCAAACUGACUCUGCUUCCCUCGCAAACGGCUGGAACGAACCUGUCGCAGAUCCGCUCAAUUUUGGCCGACGAAUACAGCAACCCGAUCGCCCUGGUCGAAGUGUACGUUAGCAGCGUGCCGAACAGUAGGCAACUUUCGAGAUUGAUUCCGGCUCUGUCGAGGAUUCUGCCCCUGGCCGGUUUGCAGCAUCUGAAGCGCGUAAACCGUGACGGAAGCAUAAUCCUUGCGCCGGUCCAAGAACUAGACCAAAAGCUGCGCAAGGGCGACACUGGCGAAGGGAGUCAGCCAUCGGUGGCGGUGUUCGUGGAGCGGUUUCUACAGUCGGAAGGCCUAGACGAUCGGCCCCUGGUGGAUGCACUGUGCAGCGAUUUGAAGGUAGUUUCGGUGGCUGCUUCUCAACCCCUGCUUCGGUGGCAGUAUGAGCUCGUGGACGAGCGUUGGCCAUGCAAGUUCCACCCGAAUCACCGGCACGAGGCGCUACACGCGAACACACUGUUCGGUGGGCCCGAACUUGAACUGCAUCGCCAGCUGAUGGAGGUUUGUCUGUGGCUAGCGGAACGCGAAGAAGGUCGUCCGUGCGGUGUAUGCGUAAACCCACGGCUUGGAGGCCGGAUCGCCGCGAUCGGUGUCGGCCGCAGCGACCAACAUCCAAUUUGGCACUGCCCGAUGAUGCUAAUCGAUAUGGUUGCCGUUUCACAGACCGGUGGCGUAUGGAAUCGUGAGCCACAGGCGCAAGCCGUCCGUGACGAUGGUUUCCACUACGGCGGUAUCCGGCCACGGUACGAGCGGUUACUUCGGGCGCAGUACGGCGAACGGCUGAGCUUCGGUGCGGAACCGAUUCGCAACAACGGUGCAAAUUUGGCGGGAGCCGCUCACGACCACGACCGGGACGCUGCGGACGACAAUCUGGCCAAGUACGGACCGUACCUGUGCACGGGGUACGAUGUGUACCUCACGCACGAACCGUGCGUCAUGUGCGCGAUGGCACUAACGCACAGCCGCGUCCGAAGAGUCUUCUACCACCACCCGACGGCCCAGGGAGCCCUCGGGACGCGGAUCAAGCUGCACACGGUCAAGGAACUGAACCAUCGCUACGAAGCGUUUCGCAUAGUGUAA
This is a messenger RNA of Anopheles cruzii, 1146 nucleotides long. Its product is annotated as probable inactive tRNA-specific adenosine deaminase-like protein 3. Gene Ontology annotation, biological process: tRNA wobble adenosine to inosine editing. Bases 1 to 1146 code for a protein of 381 amino acids. Gene Ontology annotation, molecular function: tRNA-specific adenosine-34 deaminase activity. Gene Ontology annotation, cellular component: cytoplasm; nucleus. The transcript has a single exon. The record is from RefSeq and is a predicted model, not a curated record. NCBI's taxonomy places the organism in Eukaryota, Metazoa, Arthropoda, Insecta, Diptera, Culicidae.